Molecule: messenger RNA, 1255 nt
Organism: Myodes glareolus (Bank vole)
Lineage: Eukaryota; Metazoa; Chordata; Mammalia; Rodentia; Cricetidae
Source: RefSeq, a predicted model, not a curated record
AUUGCAGUACAUUGAGCUCCAUAGAGACAGCGCCGGGGCAAGCGAGAGCCGGACGGGCACUGGGCGACUCUGUGCCUCACGGACGAAAAUCCACUAAACAUGGGCAAAGGAGAUCCUAAGAAGCCGAGAGGCAAAAUGUCCUCGUAUGCAUUCUUUGUGCAAACUUGCCGGGAGGAACACAAGAAGAAGCACCCGGAUGCUUCUGUCAACUUCUCAGAGUUCUCCAAGAAGUGCUCAGAAAGGUGGAAGACCAUGUCUGCUAAAGAAAAGGGGAAAUUUGAAGACAUGGCCAAGGCUGACAAGGCUCGUUAUGAAAGAGAAAUGAAAACCUACAUUCCCCACCCCCAAGGGGUGACCAAAAAGAAGUUCAAGGACUCCAAUGCACCCAAGAGGCCCCCUUCGGCCUUCUUCUUGUUCUGUUCUGAGUAUCGCCCCAAAAUCAAAGGAGAACACCCUGGCUUAUCCAUUGGUGAUGUUGCAAAGAAACUGGGAGAGAUGGGGAACAACACUGCUGCAGAUGACAAGCAGCCCUACGAACAGAAGGCUGCCGAGCUGAAGGAGAAGUACAAACAGGAGAUUGCUGCCUACAGAGCUAAAGGAAAACCCGAUGCAGCGAAAAAGGGGGUGGUCAAGGCGGAAAAGAGCAAGAAAAAGAAGGAAGAGGAAGAUGAGGAGGAGGAUGAAGAGGAUGAAGAGGAAGAUGAGGAGGAGGAAGAAGAGGAAGAUGAAGAUGAGGAAGAAGAUGAUGAUGAUGAAUAAGUUGGUUCUAGCGCAGUUUUUUUUCUUGUCUAUAAAGCAUUUAACCCCCCGUACACAACUCACUCCUUUUAAAGAAAAAAAAUUGAAAUGUAAGGCUGUGUAAGAUUUGUUUUUAAACUGUACAGUGUCUUUUUUUGUAUAGUUAACACACUACCGAAUGUGUCUUUAGAUAGCCCUGUCCUGGUGGUAUUUUCAAUAGCCACUAACCUUGCCUGGUACGGUCCAGGGGUUGUAAAUUGACAUGGAAAUUUAAAGCAAGUUCUUGUUGGUGCACUGCACAAAUUAGUUAUAUAUGGGGACGGUAGUUUUUUUUUUGUUUGUUUGGGUUUUUUUUUUGGUUUGUUUUUGUUUUUUUUUUCAUCUUCAGUUGUCUCUGAUGCAGCUUAUAUGAAGAUAAUUGUUGUUCUGUUAACUGAAUACCACUCUGCAAUUGCAAAAAAAAAUUGCAGCUGUUUUGUUGACAUUCUGAAUGUUUCUAAGUAAAUACAAUUUUUUU